AUGGGGGAGGUGUUGCUUUUUGAUUCACAUGAGAACCCUCCUGCAAUCGGAAUGCCGGUGGCGCAUAAGCUAGGUGUAGACGUACCCGAGCGCAAAGAAUACGUAUUUGGUAUCCUUGCAAGCGACCCACCCAUUGGAAUCGUUCAAACACUGGCGUCAAUAUUAAAACACGUGGCUAUGGAAGACAGAGAGAAGAUUGGCAUUAUCGUUCUGCUGACCACCAUGUCCGAUUCUGCUAGACAAAAUAUUGAAAUGGAAAUGGUGAAGCAUUUUUCAGAGGAAAUACAAAUUGGAAUGAUGGAAAUCGUCACUGCACACCCGACCUUUUACGAAAAUAAUAUGAAGGGGCAGUCGGAUAGAUCGGUGCUGAGCUGCGCUUAUCUUAUGCAGUAUAGUCAUCAAAGAGGCGAUUUCUACAUUCAUUUGGAUGAUACCGUUAUUGCCACUAGAAGACUGUUUCCUGCGAUUGAAAACUUCCACAGAUCUGUGCGGCACAACUAUUGGAUCUCAAUUGACUUUUCUACAAUGGCAAUAUUAGGACAACUGUUCAGAUCGAGCGAAAUAUUACACGUGGCAGAAUUUUUCAUUUCGUCUAAUGCGUCUUCGUCACCUGACCGUCUACUUCAACUCUACGUGGAUUCCCAGCAACCACCGUGUCAUAUCGCGAAAAACAGACCAGUUCAGCGUCACUGUUUUCAGGAACUUGGUUUGUCGCGGGUUUUACACCGCCCAUCUUUAUUCACGCACAAUAAAAAUUUGACAAAAUCCCGAAACAAUUUAGCAGAAAAUGAAUUUCCCAACUCUCCGUUAACGUAUGAGCCAUGGCCGUGGGACGACGUUCCAAUCUACAUAAACCCUCCAGCAAAACUGAGCACCUCACUCCGCCACCAUCACAACCACAGCUUGGAGAGAGCCUACCGCUAUCUAGACUACUUUUAUGCCAUUCAGCCCAAGGCGGGGGACAUGAUUUACUACAAUUUCACGCCUCCGGUCGUGCUGGAGGAGUUUUUCAUUCAAUGUGGGAGCAAGGAGCAUCCAUGGAUUAAAUUUUCCACCUCUACGUAUGUAGACGUUCUGCCACUGCUACCCGAUAGAAUUAACUUAAAAAACGGUCCUUUCUUUAACUACGGUUUCCUAGACGACGGAUACGUUAAAGUAGCGCGUUUUGACAAUCGCGGAAAGACUGAGGGUCCACUUGGGGAUAGGUUUGGCAGGAUAGUCUCUGUUCGAAUUCGGAUAACUACAGACCACGGGGACUGGGUACCGGUGCGGCACAUGAGUUUCAAGUUACAAUUGAUACCCAGCGGGAGAAGGCCUUGCUGUGAGCCCUACUGGCCAGACCCCUUUCCCGGGGGAAUACCGGGGGUGCGAAAUGUGCGUGACUAA
Lingula anatina is the source of this 1386-nucleotide messenger RNA. Its product is annotated as alpha-1,3-mannosyl-glycoprotein 4-beta-N-acetylglucosaminyltransferase A-like. Gene Ontology annotation, molecular function: acetylglucosaminyltransferase activity. NCBI's taxonomy places the organism in Eukaryota, Metazoa, Brachiopoda, Lingulata, Lingulida, Lingulidae. Gene Ontology annotation, cellular component: endoplasmic reticulum; Golgi stack; endoplasmic reticulum-Golgi intermediate compartment. The record is from RefSeq and is a predicted model, not a curated record. Gene Ontology annotation, biological process: protein N-linked glycosylation.